Molecule: messenger RNA, 1071 nt
Organism: Zasmidium cellare ATCC 36951
Lineage: Eukaryota; Fungi; Ascomycota; Dothideomycetes; Mycosphaerellales; Mycosphaerellaceae
Exons: 1
Coding region: 1-1071 (356 amino acids)
Biological process (GO): NADPH regeneration
Cellular component (GO): cytoplasm
Molecular function (GO): oxidoreductase activity; nucleotide binding
Source: RefSeq, a predicted model, not a curated record
AUGGUCCGCAAGCUUCAAGUCGCUGUCUCUGGCCUCGGCCGCAUGGGCGCUCGCCACGCCCUUCAUUUCCUCGACCGCACUCCUCGCGCCGAGCUCGUCGCUGCAUGCGAUCCAGACCCAAAGGCUUUGGCUUGGGCCAAGCAGCGCCUCGAGCCGUUCGGCGUCAAGAUCUACAACGACUUCGAUGAGAUGCUCAAGCACGAAGGCCUCGAGGCCGUGGUGGUGGCUGGCAUUACCACCGAGCACGCUCCUCAGUCAAUCCGCGCCAUCGCAGCAGACAAGCACGUCCUGUGCGAGAAACCUCUUUCUACCAGCUUGGAGAUCUGCGAGGGUGUUCUCAAGGCCGCUCGCCAAAAGCCACAGUUGACUGUCAUGUGCGGCUUCUCGCGACGAUUCGAUGCCAGCUACAGGGACGCAGCCAACCGGGUUGAAUCUGGCGAUAUUGGCCGUGUCUCUAUCAUUCGAAGCCAGACUUGUGACAAGCACAGGAACGACGACUACUUUGUUCAGUACGCGAAGUUCAGCGGUGGCAUUUUCGUUGACGCCAAUAUCCAUGACAUCGAUCUUGCUCUGUGGUACUUUGGCCAGGAUAGCGUUCUCAAGAGCGUGACUGCUUUGGGCAUCAACGCUCGCUUAGCAGAUCUGAAGAAGUACGGCGAUGUGGACAACGGCAUCGGUGUUGUUGAGUUCUGGGGUGGCAAGAUUGCCUACUUCUACAGCUCCCGAAUGAUGGCAGCUGGCCAGACCGACACCACCGAGAUCAUCGGUACACACGGCAAGAUCGUCGUCAACGGCAACCCACAGAAAAACCUCGUCGAGAUGCACGAAGCCACUGGUAUCCAUCGCGACGUCCCCCAGACCUACUACGACCGCUUCGAGCAGGCCUUCGUGACCGAGUCAAACGAGUUCACCGAGUGCAUCUUGGAUGGCAAGAAGCCACCGUUCCAGCUCUCUGGUGCUAUCUCGGCUCUGAAGAUUGGCGACGCUCUUCAGAAAUCGCUUCGCACGGGCAAGAAGAUCGAUUUCAAUGAAAUUGGCGAGGAGAUCGUGGAGGAGAAGGCACGUCUUUAG